Octopus bimaculoides (California two-spot octopus) is the source of this 645-nucleotide messenger RNA. RefSeq lists its product as uncharacterized. The record is from RefSeq and is a predicted model, not a curated record. NCBI's taxonomy places the organism in Eukaryota, Metazoa, Mollusca, Cephalopoda, Octopoda, Octopodidae.
AUGCAUGCGUUUCCAAACAUUGCUCAAAACUUUAGCAGCAGUCAACGGUUGUGUGAGCGAGCAAUCUUAGCUCCAUGUAAUGAUGCUGUCGACAAAAUCAAUUGGGAUUUCUUGAAGGUGUUGCCAGGACAAGAACAGUUUUUCAAAUCCAUCGACACUGUCAUUGAUCAGGACCAAGCUGUAGUUUUUCCAACCGAGUUCCUGAACUCUCUACGGCCAUCUGGGAUGCCACUUCCCAACUUAACACUUAAAAACGGGGCCCCAACCAUGCUGCUCAGAAAUCUGGAUCCACCUCGCUUGGUGGUGAAAGCGAUUCAAUCCCAUGUCCUAGAGGUAGCGAUUAUAACUGGGAAAUAUAUGGUUAAGGAUGGUUUCAUUCCACCGAUCCCGUUAAUCUUAUCUGACCCCGCCUUUGAAUUUAAACGUCUCCAGUUCCCAGUAAAACUAAGUUUUGCUAUGUCGAUAAACAAAUGUCAAAGACAAUCUCUCACGGUUGUUAGACUUAACUUUGCGUUUCCUUGCUUCUCUCAUGGGCAAUUAUAUGUAGGAUGGUCGCAAUUUGGAUGUCCCAAAACACUUUUUAUGUGUACCCCAGUUAAAGGACACACUGAAAACAUUGUAUAUUUAGAAGUUCUACAAAAUUAA